UGGUGGUGGUGGACCCAGGUGAUGGCAGUGGGGGUGGUGAGAAGUGGUCAGAUGCUGGAUACAUUUUGACAGUCAUUCAGCAAAUCUGCUAAUGGGCUGGCUUGUCAACGGGCAAUGAGAGCAGAGUCAAGUCAACUCCAAGGCUUUGGGCCUGAGCACCUGGAGGGACAAAGGUGCCACCUACCUGGCUGCAAAGCGCGGCGUGUUUCAAAGCGAAGAUACAGGGCUCCGGGUGCCUUCCUCCUUGCCCCGCGCGCAUUGGCUCUAGCUGGAGACAGAGCCGGGUUGGAGCUUCUGCCCCGCGUUCACUGUGUGUCUCACCCCGAAUCAACCCAACCUCAGCCCUCGUGGGCGCGAGUCCCCCUAAAGCGCCCUCUGCCAUGUGAGCCCCCGGCUGUCACCACCAGGUGGCGCCCCUUGCCUCUGCCACAUCCACCCCAGCUCACCAUCUACUCCAAAUUUCCCUUUCACUUUCGGUCUCUGGCUGUCACCCAGCCUGGCUCCUUCCACACCCAGCUGGGGCAAGCCUGAUCCAGCCACAGGCAUGAGGGGCCCCCGGCCGAGAUGAUAGUGCUGGCGCCAGCCUGGAGCCCAACUAGCUCCCUGCUGCUGCUGCUGCUGCUCAGCCCCGGCCUCCGCGGGACCCCCGACUGUUCCUUCAGCCACAGCCCCAUCUCUUCCACCUUCACUGCCACCAUCCGCAAGCUGUCCGACUACCUGCUUCAAGAUUACCCAGUCACGGUCGCCUCCAACCUGCAAGACGACGAGCUCUGUGGGGCGUUCUGGCGCCUAGUCCUGGCCCAGCGCUGGAUGGGACAGCUCAAGACCGUGGCUGGGUCCAAGAUGCAAAACCUUCUGGAGGAUGUCAACACCGAGAUACUCUUUGUCACCUUAUGUGCCUUCCAGCCCCUCCCCAGCUGUCUUCGCUUCGUCCAGACCAACAUCUCCCACCUCCUGCAGGACACCUCGCAGCAGCUGCUGGCCCUGAAACCCUGGAUCACCCGCCGGAAUUUCUCCCGGUGCCUGGAGCUGCAGUGUCAGCCGGACUCCUCCACCCUGCUGCCCCCGAGGAGUCCCGGGGCCUUGGGGGCCACAGCCCUGCCGGCCCGUCAGGCCCCUCUGCUGCUCCUUUUGCUGCUCCUGCUGCCCGUGGCCCUCCUGCUGCUGGCCGCUGCCUGGCGCCUGCACUGGGGAAGGAGGAGGCGGAGGACGCCCCGCCGCGGGGAGCGGAGGACACUGAGGCCCAGAGAGAGCAGUCACCUGCCAGAGGACACAGAGCCGGAGCUCGGAGGAAGUCAGCUAGAGACUGGUCCCUUCCCCAGCCGUGCUGCCCCUCUCUCUCGCUCUCCAGGAUGGAGGCAACACCAGCAUCCAGUCCCGGCCCCAGCCCCACCUGCCCCUCUCUGUACAAAGCCCUCAUCCCCGGGAAAUUGUAUAUAAAUCAUGUUUUUCUACCAACGCUGGCCAGGCCUGUCUGUGGAUGGGACAGAGUAU
Molecule: messenger RNA, 1494 nt
Organism: Diceros bicornis minor
Lineage: Eukaryota; Metazoa; Chordata; Mammalia; Perissodactyla; Rhinocerotidae
Gene: FLT3LG
Product: fms related receptor tyrosine kinase 3 ligand
Exons: 8
Coding region: 565-1440 (291 amino acids)
Biological process (GO): positive regulation of cell population proliferation
Cellular component (GO): membrane; cell surface
Molecular function (GO): receptor tyrosine kinase binding; cytokine activity
Source: RefSeq, a predicted model, not a curated record